AUGAAGUUGUCCACACAACUUCUUCCUUUCUUCCUCGCUCUUGCGACUUCAGCUUCGGCUGCUUCCCCAAGCGAUCUCCAAGCGCAAAUUGGACACCAUGUCAUCUACUCUUACCCCGGCCUCGAGCCACCAGCCCAUCUCCUCAACCUGAUCACUGAAGGCAAAGUCGGCGGUAUCAUCGUCUUCGGCGAAAAUGUCAGCGACAACCUAACAACUACAAUCGACAACUUCCAGAAGACCUAUAAGCAGAGUCCGUACUAUUCAGGCAGUCCUUUGUUCAUCAUGACAGACCAAGAAGGCGGCAAAGUGCGUCGAUUGCCCGGCGGACCAGUUCAGAGCGCUAAGCAAAUCGGCCAGGCCGCUGACCCAGAAGCGGCAGCGACACAGAUGGGCAAAGAUGCCGCGAGCACCCUAGAAGCAUUCAAGAACAACGUCAAUCUAGCGCCCGUAUUGGAUGUUUAUCGCGAGGCUGGAGACUUCACCGAUGCCUUUCAGCGCUCUUUCAGCAACUCAACCCGCGUCGUUGGAACAUGCGGGUCGGCAUUUAUCAGCGCGCAGCAGUCGGCUGGUGUGGUCGCUUCCGCGAAGCACUUCCCUGGCCUUGGUGCACCAGGCGCAGAUGAGAACACGGAUCUGCGGCCCGUUACCAUUGACUUGACCAUCGAAGAGCUGCGCAAGGUGGACAUGGCACCAUAUACCAAGGCGAUCGCGGCAGGCGUAGACAUGAUCAUGGCUUCUUGGGCUAUAUAUCCUGCUUUGGACACGACGUACCCCUCCGGGCUGAGCAAGGCUAUUAUUCAAAAUGAGUUGCGGGAUAGGCUUGGCUUCAAGGGUGUCACUAUCACCGAUGCUGUUGAGGCCGGAGCGCUAGAGGCAUUCGGCGAUCAGGCUGCUCGUGGGUUGUUGGCUGCACAGGCUGGUAUGGAUAUCUUGCUUGCGUCUAAGAGGGAUGUCACUCAGGGAGAAGAUAUAUAUAAUGCUCUGUUUGCUGCGUUGCAGGAUGGGUCGUUGGACCAGGAUGCAUUUUCUGCUGCAACCCAGAGAAUCCUGGAGGCUCGGAAAAAGCUUGUUUAG
Penicillium egyptiacum is the source of this 1074-nucleotide messenger RNA. Lineage: Eukaryota; Fungi; Ascomycota; Eurotiomycetes; Eurotiales; Aspergillaceae. The record is from the annotation of a GenBank genome assembly.